Messenger RNA from Thunnus maccoyii (southern bluefin tuna), 8696 nucleotides. It is a transcript of the gene sbno2b, whose product is annotated as protein strawberry notch homolog 2. Gene Ontology annotation, cellular component: nucleus. NCBI's taxonomy places the organism in Eukaryota, Metazoa, Chordata, Actinopteri, Scombriformes, Scombridae. Gene Ontology annotation, biological process: regulation of DNA-templated transcription. Gene Ontology annotation, molecular function: chromatin DNA binding; histone binding. The transcript has 33 exons. Bases 321 to 5291 code for a protein of 1656 amino acids. The record is from RefSeq and is a predicted model, not a curated record.
CACUGCGCGCGCCGUGACGACAGCGACGGAUUAUUUUCUCGCUAUUCAAAAUGGCACCCUCUCAAUCAGGAAGUGGAGAAAACAACUAAGAAGAAUAAGUUGGAUAAAAAUUCCUUAUUUCUGUUUUCUUUGACGCGAGUGUUCGUUCAAAAUCAGCCAGUGUGCUCGGGGUUUGGGUUGAGAUCAAGUAACACAGUAACGGUCAUGGAGAGCCAUUGCCCGUGUUAGAAGAACUAUCUCAGACGCAGCCAGCACGUGGGUGGCAGUUUGAGGGUGCAUAGCCUAAGUCAGCUGGUGGUCAUGUGCGAAGCUGUGGUCUGAUGCCCAUCCUCCCCUCAGCGCUGGCCAUGGACGGGGAGAACUACCUGCAUCCAGAAGGCCCUCAGCUGGACAGCAGCUUGUUCUCUGUGGCCUCCUCUAACAUGGAGAGUUCAAUAUAUGCCUCCCCUGGUUCCUGGGGAUCCUUCUCUCAGCAGGCUGGAUACAGCAUACACUGCCCUAUGCAAUCUGGAAACCAAGGUCAGAUGAGGUGGAGGCUCCUAUGGAAGACAGAGAGGGCGAGGCAGGAAGAAGCAGCACUGAGUCACAGGCAAUACCACUUGAACAGCAGCACUACCACCACCACUCCGGAUGUCCCCAUGGACAUGUACUCGGGAUUCUCUGAUGUGGACUUUUCCAGCUUCAACCUUCCUAGGAAUGGCGAUUUCUCCCAGGACCUGUCCUGCAUUGAUGACCUCUCCACAAACUCUCUGUUCUCCUCUCCGGCUGACUCACUGUCGGAAUAUGCUGAUGGCCAGUCCUUCAUCAGCACAGACAACCUGGACACAGUGCCCACCCUCUGGGACGUCAACACUAGUACCACCACCACACCAGCACAGAGCCAGCUAGAGCUGAAUGGCACCAGCAGGUUUCAUGGCUUGGCCAGUUUGGAUGAUAUAACUGCUAUUAUCAGCAACCCACCUUUAGGAGGAUUUCAGCAGGCUCAGAGAACCCAGUCACCACCAGUAGAGGAAGAGGAUGCCGAAGAGGAGGAGACAGAGGAACUGGGACAUGUAGACACAUAUGCUGAGUACAGACCUUCCAAAUCCACUAUAGGAAUUUCUCAUCCUGACAUAGUGGUGGAGACCAACACGCUAUCCAGUGUCCCUCCUCCUGACAUCACAUACACUCUGUCUAUCCCCGAGUCAACUAUUAACAGUGGCCUGCUGUCUGCUCUGCAGCUAGAGGCCAUCAUCUACGCCUGCCAGCAACACGAGGUGAUCCUUCAGAACAACCAGAGAGCAGGCUUCCUGAUCGGAGAUGGGGCAGGGGUCGGAAAGGGACGCACUGUGGCGGGAAUCAUCCUGGAGAACUACCUUAAGGGAAGGAAGAAAGCACUAUGGUUCAGCAUAUCCAAUGACCUGAAAUUUGAUGCAGAGAGAGAUCUCAAAGACAUAGAUGCACCGAAUAUUCCUGUGCAUGCCUUAAACAAGAUAAAGUAUGGAGACACAGCUACCUCAGAAGGAGUCCUGUUUGCAACGUACUCUGCGCUGAUUGGAGAGAGCCAGGCAGGAGGCCAGCGCCGGACGAGAAUUAAACAGAUCCUGGACUGGUGCAAGCCAGACUUUGACGGAGUUAUUAUUUUUGAUGAAUGCCACAAAGCCAAGAAUGCCACAUCUACAAAGAUGGGCAAGGCAGUGCUUGAUCUGCAAAACAAGCUGCCGCGGGCCAGAGUGGUGUAUGCCAGUGCCACAGGUGCCUCUGAGCCAAAGAACAUGAUUUAUAUGAGCCGCCUGGGAAUCUGGGGUGAGGGCACGCCCUUCAGAACCUUUGAUGACUUCCUGCAUGCCAUCGAAAAGAGAGGUGUUGGUGCCAUGGAGAUUGUUGCUAUGGACAUGAAAGUGAGCGGGAUGUACAUUGCCAGGCAGCUGAGCUUCUCAGGUGUGUCAUUCCGCAUUGAAGAGAUCGGAUUGGACAGCGACUUCAAACUGGUCUACAACAAAGCUGCCAAACUGUGGGCGGAGGCGCUGCAAGUGUUCAUGCGUGCAGCUGACGAGCUGGGCCUGGUCAGCAGGAAGUCUCUGUGGGGGCAGUUCUGGUCAUCUCACCAGCGCUUUUUCAAAUACCUCUGUAUCGCUGCCAAGGUCCGCUGCCUGGUGGAGCUGGCCCAGAAAGAGCUGGAGGCCGGAAAGUGCAUCGUAAUUGGCCUGCAGUCUACAGGAGAGUCCCGCACCAGAGAAGUCCUGGAUGAGAAUGACGGACAUCUUGACAGAUUUGUAUCUGCAGCAGAGGGAGUAUUCCAGUCUCUCGUAACAAAACAUUUCCCUUCAGAGAAACAGAGAAGAGAGAAGGCACCAGGGAAUAAGAGAAAACGGAAACCUCGAGGUCGCCAGACCAAGGUACCCAAGCACACAGUGGACAGCGGUGGUGUGAUCAACAUCAGUGAUGACACCAGUAGUGACUCCGAUGGCAUGGACACCGACUCCAACUCCUCGCCAGACUCCCUGCUAGACAACGACGAUGUCAUCUUUGUGAACCAAACUAGCUGUCAGACAGCCAGGAUAGAGGAGAUGAAGCAGGGACUCCUCAACAAAAUAUCCGAGCUGGGAAAAGAACUACCUCUCAAUACCUUGGACGAGCUCAUCGAUCAGUUUGGAGGACCAGAUAAAGUCUCAGAGAUGACUGGUCGUAAAGGUCGUGUGGUGCGGCGUCUUGAUGGCAGCGUCCGCUAUGAGUCACGGGCUGAGCAGGGUCUUACCAUCGACCACAUCAACCUCAAGGAGAAAGACCGCUUCAUGAGCGGAGAGAAGUUGGUGGCCAUCAUCUCAGAGGCAGCCAGCUCCGGGAUUUCCCUUCAGGCGGACAAGCGAGUGAAAAACCAGAGGCGCAGGGUCCACAUGACCCUGGAGCUGCCUUGGAGUGCAGACAGAGCCAUUCAGCAGUUUGGUCGUACCCAUCGGUCCAAUCAGGUGACGGCCCCAGAGUACAUCUUCCUCAUCUCGGAGUUAGCUGGGGAGAGACGUUUCGCCUCCAUAGUGGCUAAAAGACUAGAGAGCUUGGGUGCAUUAACCCAUGGAGACAGAAGAGCCACUGAAUCCAGAGACCUGAGCAAGUACAAUUUCGAGAACAAGUACGGUACCAAGGCUCUGGAUAAAAUCACCAAAGCAAUUCUUGGCCACAUAGAUAACAAGGUGCCCCCUCCCAAAACUUACCCUGGGGGUGAAGCCAUGUUCUUCAGAGAUAUGAAACAUGGAAUGAUGGACGUGGGCAUCUUUUGUAGGGAGCCUCGCUUUGGGAUCAAUACUGAGAAAGACUGCAGCAUCACCAAGUUCCUAAAUCGCAUCCUGGGCCUGGAGGUUCACAAGCAAAACCAUCUCUUCCAGUACUUCACUGACAAUUUUGACUACCUGAUCGAGAAGGACAAGAAGGAGGGCAAAUAUGACAUGGGAAUCCUAGACCUUGCCCCAGGUAACGAUGAGAUCUAUGAAGAGAAGCAGGAAACUUUCUUGACAGUCGGAAACCCUCAGGACGGACAAGUUGUUCUCUAUAAGAUCAGUGUGGACAGAGGUAUGCCCUGGGAUGAGGCCUACAACAGGUCACUGAAGCUCAGCGGUUCUGAAGAGGGAUUCUACCUGUCUUUGAAGCUGCGAGGUAACCACCCAUGUGUGCUGCUAGCUGAACAAGGACGAGGCAAGAACUUCAUUGUCUACAAGCCCAACAUCGGCAAGCAGACCCACCCUGAGAGCCUCGACAACCUGCAGCAACGUUACCGGAAGGUGACUCCAGAGGACGCCAAGGACGUCUGGGAGAACCAGUUCAACUUCUCCUUCAAGAAGUGUAGCCAUGCCAACUGGAAUGGAAAGUGUAAGAUAAUCGAGGAAGGUCAGGUGUGUCUGCAGGGCAUGCGCCUCCGUCAGUACCACAUGUUGUGUGGUGCUCUGUUGCGCGUGUGGAAGCGCGUAUCUGAUGUGGUGUCCGACAUCACCAGCUCCAGCAUCCUGCAGAUUGUUCGCCUUAAAACCAAGCAGCAUAACAAGCAAGUCGGUAUCAAGAUCCCAGAGAACUGCGUGGCCCGCGUGCGCGACGAGCUGUUGCAAAUGGACGAUGAGGUGAAGAGGAGGCGCAAGGAGAAGGAGAAGCAGGCCGUGGAGCAACGGCAGGCUGAGGAGCACAGGCGUAAAAUGGAGCAGGAGAACAAACACCUCCUGGAAAAUCUGUUCAGCCAGAAACCCAUGCUCAACCAGUCCCUCAUUCUCGCCCAGAGCCAGAUCCUCAAACAGAAACAUAACCAAAACCCUCUGCCAAGGACGCAACCUGCGAAUAUAUCUCAGCUACUGAGAAUGCAAGCCCAGUCCACUUUACAGCAGCCCUCCCAGAAUAUAAUGUUGUCCUUACAGAGAAAUCCCAGCCAAACCCAGCAAAGGACUCAUAACAGCUGGCCCAACAAUUCCACCAACAACAACAACAACCAGGGCCGUCUGCCCAACACGGUCAACCCCAACCCCAAUUUCACCCAGUUUUACCCCCAGUCCUUCUUACCCUCUAUUCCACAACUAAAGAACCAGUCUCUUCCACUCCAUCAGACCGCGCUGUCUCCCAACAUGUCUUCCAAGAAUCCCCUGGAUGAUAUCUUGGAUCUGACUGUGGGCUCACCGUCCUCUUCCCCAGACACCACAGAGGGCGGGCUGAAUCUGGACACACAUCUGACACACGCAGUGUUCGGAGAUGACUUAAAUCUCGAGUCUCUGAUCCCUCAGAAUGCACCGAAUACCCAGCAUGCUGCACAAAUACAGCAGCCUCUUUUGCUACAACAGCAACAGCAGCAGCAGCAGCAGCAGCAGCAGCAGCAGCAGCAGCAACAUCUGCAGGCCACACAGCAGCAGAACCACAGCUUGAUGGCCAAUAACCACCAAGACAUACUAGAUUUAUUGAACUUUGCCUCUGUCCCCCCAGAUACCCAUACAGAAAGCCCCUCAUCCUCUACCUCCUCCGGCUCUUCCUCCACGUCCUCCUCCUCUUCUGUGACAAACAACCUGGUCCCUCACGCCUCCCCCAGCCUCCUGCCAGCACCUACACUCGUCCCACCAUCAUCGUCUUCCUCUCUCUUCUCCAGCCCGUCCCCCUCCUCUUCUCUGUUCUCCAAUUCUUCCUCUCACUUCCCCUCCAACUAUCUCCUCUCCCAAUCAGACUCUCUUUCCUUACCCAACGGCCACUGCAGUUCCGGCGCUCUUGACGUCCGCGAGGCUCUGAACAGCAUGCUACAGGCCGGACCAGACCGCAAGUCUGUCAUUCACUACCGGCAACAAGACUAAGACCUUUGAACAGCAACAGCUCAUCCGGAAUUUUUGUUUUCCUUUAGGUAUUUUUCGUUUUGUCUUUUAAAGCAGAUCGUGUGUCGUUGGCUGCUGUCUAUGAUCGCACCCUCGGACCUACUCCCUCUCCCCUCAGGGCCUAUAGUCACGUCACUGCCUGUCCUGCGCUCGGCUCACCUUUUUCUCUGUCCACCUGUAGCGUUCAACCCGCUCGAGGCUGUUAAGGUGAUAGCGGGCUCGAUCAAUAUCAGAUUUCUGCACCAAAGUGUGUCCUCCACAGUGAAAGGCAGCUGUUUAAAAAAGGAAAAAAGAAAAAAAAAAAAAAAAAAAAAAAAAAAGGCAAAAAAACCCCAUUAUAACUGUAUUUUAUUCAUUCGACCUGUCAAAAAAACAAAACAAAAAAAAAGCUCAUUCAUCGAGGAAAUCCUUGUGUUAGAACAAACCUCCGGCUGCUGACUUUACGAGGUAUGAUUGGUGAAGUUGCUGGAAGCUCUAAAUGCCUUUCACCAGUUAAAACCACAUCUUUUAGACUUUUUGCUUUACCGUUACUUCGCUUCAUGGCCGUCUGUCUUGAGAAUUACAAGGCUGUAUGCAAGGCUUGGUUUGAGUGAAACAAAAGAUAGUGCUGAACUGGAAGACAAGAGAAAAAAAAUCACCUUUUUAGCUGGUUAGCCAUGAAAUGCCUCAGUUUUCAUUUCUUCUACAUGCUCCCUCUUGUUUCUCUCCCUGCUUGUAUGAACACUAGUGUGAGGAAAAAGGGAGAGGAAGAGCAGUCUGCUGUUGCAAACAGUGCCUUUGGAGAAAUCUAUAAAUGCAGUCUUUAAAAAUCAAUGUAGCCUAAUGUAUAGAUUUGUACUCUUGAGCGUUGGAUUUCAUUUUAAUUUAAUAUGGUAUAUUUGUAUUUAACUUUUAGCCCCCUCAGUCAGUCAGUUGUCGUUGGUGUUACACUAUGUUGGUGGUGUGUUUCAGGAAGAAGCCUCCAUUAAGCCUGUAUGUGCUCGUAUGAUUGUCUGUGGAGCCAGACUUGUCCUUUAUCUGUGUCCUCCUGUCUGUCCCUGGUGAAAAGGCGAUGUGCAAGGGUCAGUAUGACAUGGAUUAUUGAGCAGCAUGGAUUAAAAAAAAAAUGUCCAAAAAUAUAUCUCACCCUCCCCCCCCUUUUUCCUUUUUUUAGAGCUGACGAUAACAUUUAGUGAUGUGACUCCUGGUUUGAUUUGAUUUUAAAUUUCUCAGGAAAGUCUCGAUUGCGUAGUUGUUUUUGUGUCAUUUUGACCAACAUGGAUAUAAAAAUAUUUGUUUUCAGUCAUUAAUUACAGUGGAUAACAAGGUAUUAAAAAAUGUUCCAGUUUUUAUUGUCUUGAGUCUGAAAAGCAAAAUCCUGCUGUUUUUAAACUAAAAUCUUGCUUUGAUAAUAGCAGUAACUUUUGAACGCUGGGUACAAGAAGAGUUCAGAAUUGAACAAAUGUCAGAUUGAAUGUUUUCAUUUCAGGCGUCAAGGCUAUAAAAACAUCUGAAACGUGCAGAUUUGUAAUAUUCACUGUGUAUGAUGAUACAUCUUUUAAAACCUGUAAGAUCUGGCCAUCUUUGUGUGAAAACAAUGCACUGUAGUUCAUUCAUGACAAAACGCCGGGAUAAGUUCAAGUGAUCAAAAAGCAAUAAAACCGUAUUCUAUUUGUUAUGAAACACAAAUGCCUAAGUACUGUUUACGCUCAACAGGCAAAGCUUUGUGGUUACCUUUGCAUGGUAUGAAUCUUCUUAUUUCUGUUGUGCUUCAUAGUUUAGUUAAUCAGAUUCUGAAAUGCAUAAACCUUUGUAUAGUAAGUUUUCACGAGAUGAACGCGAUGCGUUCUUGAUGUUUUAGUCAGUUGUUAUAAAAAUUAUUGUUAUUUAUAUUUAAGGGAUAUUUAGAUUUUAGAUAUGUUAUCCUGCUUAUUAUUGGAAUAGUUAAUGAAAUGUUUGGUCAGGGAAGUUUCUAGUUUUCAAGAUUACUAUAAGACAAAUUCUAUUAAAACCUGCCACCAAAUAAGAUUGCACUGUUCUGUACUGCUGUACAGUGUCUGGAUUCAUUUCUGCUCAUUUCAGUUUUGCUUUCCUCAAGUAGAAUUGUUUCUCCAACUUGUAGACCUUUGUCAGGCCUUGAGUUUGCAGAGAGAUACCAAAGUAUUCCACAGACACCCCUAAAGUUACUUGUUCUAUAAUAUCAGAUCUUUUAUCAAUCUCAGGAAGAAACCUACAAAAGGUGUAACGGUGGGGCGUUAGCAGAAAUAUAUCAUUUCCCCUUAUAACAGUGGUGAAACUAACCAGUACAUGUCCUAUGUUUUUCUUAACUCUGUGCUGUGAUUCUUGCUGUAUUUAUGUUCUAGACUUAAUGUGAUGGGUUUGUCGUUUUGUCCUUGUGAAAAUGUCAGUGAUUCUAAAUGUUUAUGCCUUCUUAGGGCAAAGAUCAAAGUUUGUUUCUUUUUAAGGAACAUUAUUUUCUGUGGACAGUUUUAUUUUUAUUUGUGUUGCAGUUGUUGGACGUGUAAUUCAUGUUAAAGCUGACAGAUAUUUUUUGAGUCAAUUCGCACCUGGAUUAAUACUGAAAUGUGCAAUUGAUCUGUCCAAGCCUUCAGCCUCCCUCAGUGCAACAUGUUUUGGAUCAGACUGACUUGCUCACAGUAUCUCUGAAUUCUUGUUCUUGCAUCACUUUUUAUUCGUAGCAUCUGAUUAUAGCAUGUGUUCUUUGUACCCUCAAUAGUUUUGCUUUUAAUAUUCCUCAUCAGGCACAUUCCCAGACAUCACAGUCUACAAAAGAUUUGCCUUCAAUUUCUGUUUUAUAGCCACGCAAAUAAAGCUUUAUGCAUUUGAGGGAUAUGGACCGCAUUUGUAGGAAAAAAAGCGUUUUUCUUUUAAAGAAUCCUUCACUAGUAUAGUUAGGCAUUUUAUCAUUUUAUUAUCAUUUUGCACUAAGAAUGGCAUAAUCAAGUUACUGUUCUCUGUUGGUUAUGAUUGAGCGUUGCAAGCUUGUUGUGUUUCUGAUGAUCUAUGAUGGAUUGCUCCGUGUAUACUGUAACCAUCUUUCUCGUUUCUCCACCGUUUGCAUAUUCUAUAAAUGUUAUCACUCUCAAAUAAUUUAUUGCUAACAAAAAAAUGAAACAAAAAACAUGCUACUGAUUGUAUGUAUUUUUAAAACAAAGCCUAUUUUUUCUGUAAAAAAAAAAGAAAAAAAAAGAAACUGUGUUCAGCACUUUUAUUCUGGGUUGUGCUUUUGUUUUCUAUAUAUUUAUAAUUUAGAUCCAAAUGUAUAUAUUGUAAAAUUUGUGCCUUUUGACUAAUUCUUUAAAAAGGUUUUCUACUCAUUAAAGGAAGGACUAUAUGAACUUGCAAUCUUAACUUUGUAAACAAAUAAAAACUUGAAGAUUGCUGAAA